UUUGUAGAACAAUUUUAUACCGACUCGAUUAAACUCCAAAAUCAAUUCGAGUAACGCAUAAUUUUAAUAAUAAUACGAUUAAUUAACGCUGGAUCUCUGAGGAUAAUAGUGUUUGAAUAUUUUCCUUCAAACUUCGAAGUCCAAUUUCGUUACAGGUGUCUUCAAUCUUGUUUGACUCACAAUUAUAAUAUUUUGUACUCUCGGCUACUCCCUUCCACAGAAUCGUACCCACUCUCUAAUCUUCCCUCGAAGCUGCUCGGGAGCAUCGAGCAGUUUCGUUUCAAUCCCGAUGCAGAUGAAGAAUUCCAUUCAACUCAAUUUCCAACUCUGAUUGACUCUAUAAUCAUGUGGCAUUCCUUCUGGAGAUCCAGAGAUCGUUUUUCCUUGGAUCAACUUAGGCACUUAACUGAUCAAUUGACAAAAAUUCAAGCUGUUAACGAGGUUAAUAAGGAUUUUGUAAUUGAGGCUCUGAGAUCAAUUGCGGAGUUGAUGACCUAUGGUGACCAACAUGACCCGAGCUAUUUUGAAUUCUUCAUGGAAAAACAAGUAAUGGGAGAGUUUGUUCGUAUUCUGAAACUUAGUGAGACUGUUAAUGUUCCUCUUCAGUUGCUGCAAACAGUUAGCAUUUUGGUCCAGAACCUAAGGAAUGAACAUGCUAUAUACUAUAUGUUUAGUAAUGAACAUAUAAACUACCUGAUAACUUAUUCGUUUGACUUUCAAAAUGAAGAGCUGUUGUCUUACUACAUAUCUUUUUUAAGAGCAAUAAGUGGAAAAUUGAACAAGAAUACGGUUUCACUGCUUGUGAAGAUUCACGGUGACGAAGUAGUUUCAUUUCCACUGUAUGUUGAGGCCAUUCGCUUUGCCUUUCAUGAGGAGAACAUGGUUCGCACUGCAGUACGAGCUGUGGCCCUUAAUGUUUAUCAUGUUGGAGAUGACUCUGUAAAUAGAUACAUAUCCAGUGUACCUCACAAAGAUUAUUUCUCAAACCUGAUUUCAUUUUUUAGGAAGCAGAGCACGGAUUUAAGUAGGCUGGUCUCGCAUAAACUGUUAAAUCCAGGCGCAGAUUCAACCUCUACAAUCAUGGUUGCUAUAGAUGAAAUUGAGGACAACCUAUACUACUUUAGUGAUAUUGUCUCUGCUGGAAUUCCUGAUGUUGGUAGAAUAAUUACAGACAGCAUUCUGAUGGUUUUGAUAUUUCCAUUACUUCUCCCUUCUCUAAGGAUAGCGAUUGAUAAUGACAUGCAAAGUGGUGUUGUCACUUCUCUUUACUUACUUUGUUGCAUCCUGAAGAUAAUCAAAAUUAAAGAUUUGGCCAAUACCAUAGCUGCUGCUCUCUUUUAUCCCUUAGAGGCCUUUACAAAAAGUUCCGGGGGUAAAUUCAUUAUCCAUAUAUCUGAUUAUGGUUUCCCAUCUGAAUACCAAGUGGCAAACAACAAUAAUUUUACCAAGUUGGAUAUAAGACACUCAAUGUUUAAUGUUCCACACUCUUCUAGCUCUUCAGGUUUUCAUCCAGAAGAUAUUCUAAUGCAAAAUGAUUGUAACAAUUCAAAUUUCUCUUUAAGGGAGGUUUUGCUUGCAUAUGUAACAAAAGGAGAUGAUAUACAAGUUUUGGGUUCUUUGAGUGUGCUUGCAACUCUACUGCAAACUAAAGAACUUGACGAAUCAAUGCUGGAUGGGCUUGGAAUUCUUCCACAACGCAAACAACACAAGAAGCUCUUAUUGCAAGCUUUAGUUGGUGAGUGUUCGGGUGAAGACGAGCUUUUUUCUUCCAAAAGUAGCUUGACAAGGGACAGCACUGGCAGUGACAUUGAUGUUUAUCACAAGAAGAUCAAGGAUCAGUAUGGAGUAUCUUUUCAGUCUUUUGAUGUUGAAAUUAGCCCUCAUGUAAAUAGAUUGCAGGUGAUUGAUACAUUGGUGAGCCUUUUUUGCCGCUCUAAUAUAUCUGCAGAGACACUAUGGGAAGGUGGUUGGCUUUUGCGUCAGUUGCUUCCUUACAGUGAAUCAGAAUUCAACAGCCAUCACCUUGAAUUGAUGAAUGUUUCUUACAAAAACUGUGCUUCUGCUCUCGUAGAGGAGGUUAAAGGUAUCUGGUCCGACUUUGUUAUUUCCGUUCUAUGUGAUGAGUGGCGAAAGUGCAAAAGAGCAAUGGAAUCAUCAUCUCCUCCAAAAGAACCAAAUUGCGUACUUUUGCUUCCACAUCCACAUAAAUUAUCUUUAGAAGAUAACACUGCAAAGGAAUCAUCAUUUGCUGCUGGAGAAAGAAUGCACGAACUGGUGAAGGUAUUUGUGCUACUGCACCAACUUCAAUUAUUCACUCUGGGGAGAGCUUUACCUGAGCAACCUCCAAUUUAUCCUCCUGGUGAUCUUCCCGCAAAUUGCCGCGCCCAGACUUCUGAGCUUGAGGUUUCAGGCCCAAAGGCAGGCACUGAAAUCAGCCUAGGUAGUGCUGUGCCUUGUAGAAUUUCUUUCAAGAGCGGCAAGGAGCACCAUUUUUGCUUUCUAGCAAUCUCUUUAGGAACAUUUGGCUGGCUUGUUCUUGCAGAAGAGUUGCCAUCACAGAAGUCCCAUGGAGUCGUUCGGGCUGUUGCUCCUUUGGCUGGGUGCAAUCCCAGGGUUGAUGAUAAACAUUCAACAUGGUUACACUUGCGGAUCCGGUCAUCCUCUUUACCCUUUCUAGAUCUUGCCAAAUCGAAUGACUAUAGAAAAAUGAAAGCAAAAGGUCUGGUUGAUGGAAGAUGGACAUUGGCAUUCAGUGACGAGGAGUCUUGCAAGUCUGCUUUACUGAUGAUUGUUGAAGAGAUCAAUUUUCUGAGUGACGAGGUUCAUAGAAGACUAAAACCUUUGCUCAACCUUGAAACUGCAAUAGAUUUAUCAAGCUCGCAUGUAUCUGUUCCUGAGGAUUCCUCUAAUAGAAUACUUCCCAAAUCAUUGUAAGUUAUUUGGUUUGAUUUGCAGUAUUACUGUAUUAGGUUGUAUACUCACAGGAUGAGAGGCUAUCAAGUCUCGCCACCCUUUUGUAUAUUCCCCCAAAAUACAUAACCAGAUUUUAGAUUAGUAACUGGUUAGUGUGUCAUGCUAAAAGUCACCCAUUCUUUUGUAGACUAGCCUUUCCUUUCCUUGAUCUGUAACUUCAUCCUUUCCUCUUACAAGUGAGUUUUGGAACAAAUGUAAAUACGAGGGAACCUCAAACAAAAGUUAUUUCUCCUAUUUUAGUUUCUUUAUUUUCUUGUUUGGAAUGGCCAUUAAUUAUUUUGUAUAAAUAUGCGUGGAUGCAAAUCAUAUGGAAUAUACAAGCCUUUCUUUCUCC
Molecule: messenger RNA, 3307 nt
Organism: Cicer arietinum (chickpea)
Lineage: Eukaryota; Viridiplantae; Streptophyta; Magnoliopsida; Fabales; Fabaceae
Product: protein TRANSPARENT TESTA 9-like
Biological process (GO): vacuolar transport; endosomal transport; regulation of autophagosome maturation
Cellular component (GO): late endosome; Golgi apparatus
Source: RefSeq, a predicted model, not a curated record